Molecule: messenger RNA, 4269 nt
Organism: Betta splendens (Siamese fighting fish)
Lineage: Eukaryota; Metazoa; Chordata; Actinopteri; Anabantiformes; Osphronemidae
Gene: ntn1a
Product: netrin 1a
Exons: 6
Coding region: 500-2320 (606 amino acids)
Molecular function (GO): protein binding
Source: RefSeq, a predicted model, not a curated record
AGACGAGCUGACCCGCAGCGGUGCCGGGGAAGAUUCGAUCCCAGAGAGAGAGAGAGAGAGAGAGAGAGAGAGGGAGGGAGAGAGGGAGGCUGUGAAAAAGCGGCAGGAGGAGCGGUAUUUGCUCCAAGGACAUCGGCGACUCUUAAAUCCGGCAGCUCGCUUUUUUACGCAGGAGAUUUGAAGAGAAGAAACAAACAAAACCAGAGGAGCUAAAACAUAAACACAGCCUUUGAUCGCCGGUGUUUUCGCGUCUUUGCAAAUUCUUCUCGGGUAAAUACGGCUUUCUAGAAAUUGUGGCAAACUUGACGUGUGCGCAGAGAGCGCGCGCUUCUUCACUCGCUGACAGUUCGCAUCGCGCGCCGUCUUUGUUCGGUCGACGCGUGAAUGCUCUUGUGUCAUCACCAAACUUCGCGUUCUCUCCCCACCACGCACGCGCGCACGCACGCACUCACGCUCGCCCGUUCUCCUCCCCGGCGCCAGAGACCCUCGAGCACCGACCAUGACGCGGGCCGCGGACGUCGCGCUCACCGUGCUGCUCGCCGCGUGCCUCUCGUGCCGGAGCGCGCGCGGCGGCUACGGCGCGGGUCCGUUCGCGGCGCAGACGUCCCCGCCGGACCCGUGCUACGACGAGCACGGCAACCCGCGGCGCUGCAUCCCGGACUUCGUCAACUCCGCCUUCGGGAAGGAGGUGAAGGUGUCCAGCACGUGCGGGAAGACGCCCGGCCGCUACUGCGUGGUGACGCCGGCGGACAAGGGCGACGAGAGGACGAGGAGCUGUCACACCUGCGAGGCCGCGAACCCCAAGAAGUACCACCCGGCGGCGUUCCUGACGGACCUCAACAACCCCCACAACCUCACGUGCUGGCAGUCGGAGAACUUCAUUCAGUUCCCGCAGAACGUCACGCUCACCUUGUCCCUCGGCAAAAAGUUCGAGGUCACCUACGUGAGCCUGCAGUUCUGCUCCCCCAGACCCGAAUCCAUGGUGAUUUACAAGUCCAUGGACUACGGCAAGACGUGGGUGCCCUUUCAGUUUUACUCAACCCAGUGCAGGAAGAUGUACAACAAGCCCAACAGGGCCGUCAUCACCAAGCAGAACGAGCAGGAGGCCGUGUGCACGGACUCCCACACCGACAUGCACCCCCUGACCGGCGGCCUCAUCGCCUUCAGCACGCUGGACGGCCGGCCGUCGGCGCACGACUUCGACAACUCCCCGGUGCUGCAGGACUGGGUGACGGCCACCGACAUCAAGGUCGUCUUCAGCCGCCUGCACACGUUCGGCGACGAGAACGAGGACGACUCGGAGCUGGCGCGGGACUCGUACUUCUACGCCGUGUCCGACCUGCAGGUCGGCGGCAGGUGCAAGUGCAACGGCCACGCGUCCCGGUGCCUCGUGGACCGCGACGGGAGCCUGGCGUGCGAGUGCAAGCACAACACGGCCGGGCCGGAGUGCGACAGGUGCAAGCCGUUCCACUACGACAGGCCGUGGCAGCGAGCGACGGCCAGGGAGGCCAACGAGUGUGUGGCCUGCAACUGCAACCUUCACGCCCGGCGGUGCCGCUUCAACAUGGAGCUGUACAAGCUGUCGGGGAGGAAGAGCGGCGGCGUCUGCCUCAACUGUCGCCACAACACGGCCGGCCGCCACUGCCACUACUGCAAGGAGGGCUACUACAGGGACCUGUCCAAGCCCAUCUCACACAGGAAGGCCUGCAAAGCAUGCGAUUGCCAUCCGGUGGGCGCCGCUGGCAAAACCUGUAACCAAACCACAGGACAAUGUCCCUGUAAAGACGGCGUGACGGGUAUCACGUGCAACCGCUGUGCUAAGGGCUACCAGCAGAGCCGCUCGCCCAUUGCGCCCUGCAUAAAGAUUCCUGUUGCACUUCCUACAACUCCAUCCAGCAGCACGGAGGAGCCGUCGGACUGUGACUCCUACUGCAAAGCGUCUAAAGGCAAACUGAAGAUCAACAUGAAGAAGUACUGCAAGAAAGAUUACGCCGUCCAGGUCCACAUCCUGAAGGCGGACAAAUCGGGCGAGUGGUGGAAGUUCACCGUCAACAUCAUCUCCGUCUACAAGCAGGGCGAGAGCCGCAUCCGCCGCGGCGACCAGUUCCUGUGGGUCCGCGCCAAGGACGUGGCCUGCAAGUGUCCCAAGAUCAAGCCCGGCAAGAAGUACCUGCUGCUGGGCAACGACGAGGACUCCCCCGGCCAGAGCGGCGUGGUGGCCGACAAGGGCAGCCUGGUCAUCCAGUGGAGGGACACGUGGGCGCGCCGGCUGCGGAAGUUCCAGCAGCGGGAGAAGAAGGGCAAGUGCAAGAAGCCAUAGGCGGGGAGGCGGUGGAGGAAGAACAGGCCGAGCGGGCGGUGCCGAGCGCGGGAGAGAGACGGACAGAGGCCCACGGACAGGGAAGAGACUGUGUAUGUCGCUGCUUUUGUGUAGAAGCAUGAAGAGAGUUAUUUAGGAUGAUUUGUGUUUUUCUAGUGAACUUUGGUUGAAGGAGCUCACCCAGCAGAUUUGGUGUUUAUGGUUUAUUUUACUUUGAGACGCGUCUCAUGUGGAUUUGCCGAAUUUGCACCUAUUACCAGUAUAUAAAGUUAUUUGUGUUUGUUUUUGUUAUCUCAGUAUGAAAUUAUUGUAUUGUUUGGGUUCGUUUUUCUGAUCAUCCUCCGGCGCUUAAAUAACCACUGCGACUUUGCCUCAGCGCAGAUUCCGCUUGUGAAGAUAAAAAAACGAGCUCGUGUCGUUGAGUUCCCUUCGGUGAAGCCGCAGAAAUGCAAAAGGCCUCAGUGAUGCGUCGCUGGGUUUCCAAAACCUCUACGUUCAAACAGUGAUGACGAAAGCAUUUCUACCUUCAUUAACCUAAAGCUCAUUCUAAGUCUUCAGUCUAAAAUCGGGUCCGGGAUUUGUCCAAACCUGCAUGUGAACACGUGCUGAUGAAACCACCGUUACCAUUUGAAUCCGAUUUCAUCCUCAGAACUCGGAGCAACUGUGAUGACGUUAUAUUGUUGUUGUUGUUUUUUUUUUCUAUUUCCAUCUCCAGCAGCUUAACGAACGACUCACGCGACCAGAGGUUGUUAAAAUACAUGUCUGUGUUUAAGUAGAGCUAAUAUAUAUGAAUGGGUUCUCAAAGCCAGGCCAUGAUGCAAAGUGGACUGACAACACAACACUGACAGGAAGUGAAUAUAAAAAAAGUUUUAAACCACACCUUUAAAACCAUCUUUCCUCGCAUUCACCGUCAGCUCGUUUUCCUGCAGAAGGAUUCCUUCAGUACUGUAAGACGGCAGAUAAAUACGCGCGCGCUCCACGCAUUCUUCUACACAAAGCACGACUGUACCUUGGCUACAAAGGCCUCCAGCGCGAGCAGCCACAGGCCGCACUCUCCCAUUGACCUGUCACAUUAAUUCUCUUCACUUGUACACUUGCGCAGGGAGAAACGGGCUGAAUUGCAAUCACUUGACGCUGCUUGAUUCAAACCACAUUGCUCAUUUAUUUGCGUGCAGCUCAGUCCGGACGUCUCCUAGGAAAGCGAGGCAAAAACAGCGCUCAGGUUCGAGAAAAAAAAAAGAGGCCCACAGUGGAUCCUCACUCGUCGCCAAUGAACCCGGCUUCCUUUCAGUCCGUCCCCACGUUGAGGAGCUUUGAUGUUCCUGGGAUUUGUUAAUCUACGAGAAAUACAUCUAGCACAAAAACUGUGAGGCAGGUUUUAAUCAGCACAUAGUUAGAAUCACAUAGACUUAGGAUCUGGACUGAAACGCUAACUAUGAUUAAUUCAGGAAUCUAAUCAGCUGGGCCGGACAGGACAGAUGAUCCAGCGUUCCCAUGACGAUGCUCCGUCUCACACGUGCUCCUGCUCUUUGGCGUCAAACCCACGCCCCAAAGGCUCCGCCUCUAGCGUCCCGGCCUCACGUUGUCCAUCCGAAAAGCGUCUCCUGAGCAACGCUUCGACAACCUUCCACAUAAGAUGCUACACACGUACCUGUCAGAGUAUUGCUUUGUGUUCAUACUAUGAAUUGUAAAUUUUGUUUAGUUGUCACCACUGCAGACUUUUUGCACUGUGGUUUUACAAUGCGUACUAAUAUAUUAUGGUUAUUAUAUAUGAAUAUAUUUAAUGACAAGAUAUUGUGGAUUUUAUUGUCUUUUUAAACUUUUGUUUUUUACUUGCGGUUGUUUAGGUCGUUGCCAUUAAAGAAGGAAAUAACUACUGAACACGCCAACCUGGUAGAACUAAAUUCAGAUUUUCAGUUGAAAUAAAGUUGUGUUACAUUGAAAAAUCA